Messenger RNA from Pomacea canaliculata, 1364 nucleotides. Its product is annotated as probable G-protein coupled receptor 139. Gene Ontology annotation, biological process: G protein-coupled receptor signaling pathway. The record is from RefSeq and is a predicted model, not a curated record. NCBI's taxonomy places the organism in Eukaryota, Metazoa, Mollusca, Gastropoda, Architaenioglossa, Ampullariidae. Bases 307 to 1338 code for a protein of 343 amino acids. Gene Ontology annotation, molecular function: G protein-coupled receptor activity. The transcript has a single exon. Gene Ontology annotation, cellular component: plasma membrane.
UGGCAGAACGCAUUGUUUCUCUUUGUCAUUGCACUUGCGACUUUAUAUAGAUUAAUUGCUCACCUGGGGCUUACAACAGUUUUUAUCAUCCCAAGCAGCUCAGUCGUUUGUUUGUUAGUUUUCUUUUUUGCUUUGAUUUCAGUUUGAUGUGGUAUUAACGUGCCUAAGAGCUGGACAAUUACUAUCAGCCCUCCACCAACCGUUUUGUAGAAGUUUUAACAAACUAUAAUUCAAUAGGUUAACAAGAGGACACUAAUACCCAGGCUACAGGUUAAGUCGACCAAAAGAAAGCAGGAAGAUAUAAUCAUGAACGCAUCCUUGGCAAAGUAUAACGCUUCGUCCAAUCUUGAACUAUACCGGACAUACAUGAGGAUGGUGGAAGUAGCUGACAUGAUCUGGAUCUACGUUCCGCCAUUGAUUUUAAUUCUCGGCACGUUCGGCAACGGAAUGUCCAUAGCCAUUCUGAGUAAAAUGAACAGAAGAGGCGAGUCGACUGUGACCACCUACCUGAUAGCUUUGGCGGUGUCCGAUCUUCUGCUUCUGUACUUCGGCCUUCUCCGACUGUGGCUGUACUUUGAGUUUGGCUUCGAUUUCAUGUCCGUAAGUAGCUUCGUGUGCAAACUGUGCAAGUGGGUGGUGUACAUGAGCGGCGCCAUGUCGGCGUGGUUCCUGGUGGCCGUGACACUGCAGCGAACCGUGUCUGUGGUGUGGCCGCACCGCAUGAACGCCGUGUGCACACCCAGGACGUCCCGCAGGCUGGUGGCCGCCAUCGCCAUGUUCCUCAUGGCCGUGCACCUGCACGUGCUGUACGGCGUGGAGGUCGUUCCACUCGAAGAGAUCGGUAACAAUUCAAGCUACUGGUGCCACAUCGAAAACAAAAAUUACCUGAAUUUCUUCUCUAAGGUCUGGUCGUGGGUCGACCUGAUGAUCUUCUCUCUCACGCCCUUUGCUAUCCUGCUCGUCUCCAACGCCAUCUUGCUUAAGACCGUUGUGAUGUCAGCAAGACGAGCCCUACAGACGUUGACAGUCCGCGAUACAAAGCAGAUUUCUGAGAGAGAAAAAAAGGCUUCGUCGAUGACCGUGACACUGAUAACCAUAUCCUUCACCUUCUUCCUCCUGACCGGUCCAUUCUGCAUCUACCUUCUCAUUAAACCUUAUAUUCUUUUAAACGAUAUAAGCGACCUACGCGAGAAAGGCAUACGAGAGGUUGUCCUGGUCUCUAUCAACAUGCUGUGGUAUUCAAACAGUGCAAUUAAUUUUUAUCUGUAUUGUUUAACCGGAAGUAGGUUUCGGCUAGAGUUCAAGAACAUUUUCACAUGCCGCAACCAUACAAAGUGAUACAAGAAUGAUUGACGCGUACAGAA